AUGAUUGAUGAUUCGCAAUAAAUUAUAAAGGAAAUGAUCUAAAGUAAUUCGAUACAGCAACUAAUGGAGUUUAUGAACAAAGUCAAACCAAACAUUUUAAAUUUAGAUUGUGGUAGGAAAUAAACAAGUAUUCUUAAAUAUAUAUUCCAAGUUCUACAUAUUGCUGUUUAGAGAAAUGAUUACCCAUUUUUAAAAUUUCUUGAAUAAUACUCUAUUGACAAUUAUAAGGAGAACGAGAUUAGAAAAUUGGUUAAUACAUACAAUAUCGAAAUCUUCACAGCCCUUCAUAUUGCAUCUUAUAAUGGGAAUGUGGUAUAUCUGAUUUUAUUUAUAUAAGGAAGCUGUGAAGAUCCUACUCAACAUCGGUGCUGAUUCUGCACUAAAAAGCGGUUCUGGCUUAUUGCCUAUACAUGCUGCAGCCUAAGGAGAUUAACCAUAUAUGGUGGUAUAAUGUUUUUUUGUAUAAAAGUGGUAUUGGUUAUAAUAAGGAAUCUCAAUCGAUGCACAAGAUGAUGCUGGAAAUACUUGUUUACAUUGGGCAGCCUAUUAGAAGUAUUCUAUUUAUUUUAAAGUCUGUAGUUGUGAAUUAACCGUGAGCUAUUUGAUUUCAUUUGGAUGUAAUGUUGAUUCUAAAAACAAUGAACAAUAAACUGCAUUACAUAUUGGGGCAUCUUACGGAUAAUCUAGGGUUGUGAAGAAACUACUAAUCAAGGGUGCUUAAAGAAACAUAGAAGUAAUUUGGUAUAUUCUAUAUAGGAUGUAGAAGGAAAAUUACCAAUCAAUUUGACUGAAUCUCUCUAGAUUAAGAAAAUGCUUGAAGAUAAAACUGAUUUGGCUUUAUUCUAUAAUUUGAAAUAGCCAUAUCAUCCAAUUAAAAGAAAUCGAAAAUCCAUUAUUGUUUACUACUUUGUAAUUCUGACAUCCCAAAGUUGCAUAGUUAACAUCAUAUAGGAAAUCUAGGGAGGGUUAUUGUUCAUUUUUUAUUAUGUUUUUCUGGCUAUUCUACUUUUGGCUUCCAUUUUGACAUAGUGCUGCGAUCCAGGAAUAAUUACUUUACAUCUCACCAUUCAAGAAGCCAUUGAAUAAUAGAUAGAUCCUAUUAAUAUCUGUCCAGAUUGUUGGGUUAUUAAACCAUAAAGAUCAAAACAUUGUGAAUUUUGUAAAAAAUGUGUUAUUGUCUAUGAUCAUCACUGUCCAUGGAUAAAUAACUGCGUUGGAGCCAAGUAAAUCAUACUUUAACCCUAUGUAGAAAUUUACUAUAUUUUUAUGUCUACCUGAUUUCUCUAAUCCUAAUCUAGCUUUAUUCAGCAAGCAUUAUUGUUUACUGUAAUUUUAUUUUUUUAUUUUAGACUUUUUUAAAUCUGAUGACUUAACUUUGAACGACUAUCUAAUAAUGUUAUAUCCAAUUUUGAACACAUUUAUCUUCAUUACUCCAAUUUUGUAAGUCAUCAUCUCUAUUUAAUAGUCUUCUAUGUAUAUACUAAACAAAGAAUUUAUAUUAUGGAAUCACUACUUAUGAGAGAAUAACUGGAUAAAAGAUAAGCCUUAAAUCCAGCUUAUUAGAUCCUCAAGUAAGUUUAAUUAAUCAUAUGUCAUAAGGAAAACAUUCAAGAUUCAUAAUCUGAAGAAUUAAAAGUAGAACCCUCCAUAUAAAAUUGUUAUAAUUAGUGUUUCAGAAAUAAGAAAAAAUUUAAAAAAUAUACAUGCAGUUGA
This is a messenger RNA of Paramecium octaurelia, 1713 nucleotides long. The record is from the annotation of a GenBank genome assembly. Lineage: Eukaryota; Ciliophora; Oligohymenophorea; Peniculida; Parameciidae.